AUGUCUGAUUCAGAGAACCCUGCCGCGGAUGUGCCCGACGGCCAGCCGGACCCCGUUCUCGUGGGGCCGGGGCUGAAGGCCUUGAAGCAGGAAGCCUAUACCGAUGCCACCAAUGCGACCCCGAGCUUGGAUGCCGAUAAGAAAAGCCAACCAGACAGCGAUGCACCGUCUUACUUCGCCAACGUUCCGGGAACUAGCACCGAGGGAAUAGAUUCAUCCGAUUUGUCCUCGAUCCCAGAGAAGUCCCAGGGAACUACAUCGUCGGGGCAAGACUUAUUGCGACGCUUAAGCUUAGUGGGGGAAUCAUCACCCGUUUUACCGGAGGUUGAUCCGAGAACGCAACAUCCUGAAUUGAAAUUGAGUGGCCGAUUGAUUAGUGCCGCCUUCUGUAUUCCCUACAAGCUUCAAUUUCAAGCAGGCUCGGACUGGUCCCUCAAGCCCCGCUCCGGUAGUUCAGCCCUGUUUGAUUCCUUUGCCGACCUGGCUUCAGAGGAGAGUCCCUGGUCGCAUACCUUGGUGGGUUGGACCGGAGAGGUUGAACCCGUUCUAGAUGCCAAGGCUCCCUUGCAACCCAUCCCCGCCAACAAGUUGCCGCCUGGUUCAAAGAACCCGACCGCAAGCCCCAUAAAUAAAGCUGCUGCUCCAGUGCCGGUGAAUGCGACCCAAAAGCCUCCAUCGCAUCCGUUGGUCGAUGGGAUCAGCGUCGAACGACAGGAUCGAGAAAAGCUGGAUAGUCAACUAGCCUCGGGGCGACAUGGCCGGAUCUUGCCGGUCUGGUUAUCUGACGCAUCAGAGGAACCACAAGAUACCAUUGUUCUCAAAGACCAAGGGCGAUGGCGACGAUAUUCCGAGAGGGAGCUCUAUCCUCUCCUACACUACAAGCAGCAUGGCCCCACGGACGGACGCUCAGAGCGACGGUGGUGGGCUGAUUAUAUCCGGUUGAACCAGUUGUUUGCCGACCGCAUCGUGCAGGAUUAUCAGGAGGGUGAUGUCGUCUGGGUCCAUGAUUACCACCUGUUUCUUCUGCCUAGCUUGCUUCGACAACGGAUACCUGAUAUCUAUGUAGGCUUCUUCCUUCACUCUCCUUUCCCUAGCAGCGAGUUUGUGAGGUGUCUGCCGAAGCGCAAGGAAAUCUUGACCGGUGUCCUUGGUGCAAACAUGAUCGGUUUCCAGACAUUUUCAUACUCCCGACAUUUCUCCUCAUGUUGCACGCGUGUUCUAGGUUUUGAUUCCAACUCGGCCGGUGUGGAUGCAUACGGAGCUCACGUUGCAGUGGAUGUAUUCCCCAUUGGAAUCGAUGCGCGUGCGAUCCAAAAGGCGGCCUUCGGCGCCCCAGAGAUUGAGAAGGCAGUGGCAGGUAUCCGCAAGCUAUAUGCCGGACGCAAAAUCAUCGUUGGUCGAGACCGAUUGGAUAGCGUUCGGGGUGUGGCACAGAAGUUACAGGCAUUUGAGUUGUUCUUGGAGCGAUACCCUGAAUGGCGGGAAAAAGUCGUCCUUAUUCAGGUCACUAGCCCAACCAGCGUGGAGGAAGAGAAGGAGGAUCCAGAUAACAAGAUUGCCGGCCAAAUCUCCAACCUGGUAUCUACGAUCAAUGGUCGAUUUGGCUCGUUGAGCUUCUCACCCGUGCAAUAUUACCCUCAAUAUCUAUCACCCCAUGAAUAUUUUGCUUUGUUACGCGUGGCCGAUGUCGGACUGAUCACCACCGUACGAGACGGGAUGAACACCACUAGCCUGGAGUACAUUGUUUGCCAGCAGACGAACCACAGCCCUCUCAUUCUUUCUGAAUUUUCCGGUACCGCAGGUACCCUUCCAGGCGCAAUCCAUAUCAACCCGUGGGACUUGGUGGGUGUUGCUGGGUCGAUUGACCAAGCUCUCAAGAUGCCCGCACCACAACGGAGAGAACAGCAUCUGAAGCUCUAUAAGCAUGUUCUAACCAACACCGUGGGCGCGUGGUCGCGACAGUUCCUCCACCGACUGCUGACCAAUCUUUCGUCUUUUGAUCAAUCCGUUGCUACACCCGCCUUAGAUCGCGCAAAAGUGGUCAGACAAUAUCGCAAAGCACGGAAGCGCUUGUUUAUGUUCGACUACGAUGGUACUCUGACCCCCAUUGUGAAGGACCCGCAAGCGGCCAUUCCAUCCGAUCGUGUUCUGCGUACCCUCAAGACGCUAUCCGCUGAUCCGCGGAAUGCGGUUUGGAUUAUCAGUGGACGAGACCAAGCCUUCUUGGAUGAAUGGAUGGGUCAUAUUCCCGAGCUAGGGCUCAGCGCCGAGCAUGGCUGUUUCAUUCGUCAGCCGGGCUCCGACGAUUGGAAGAAUCUGGCCGACAAACCAGAUAUCAAGGAAUGGCAAAAGGAGGUCUUUGAUGUCUUCCAGCAUUAUACCGAGCGCACUGGCGGCUCAUUCAUCGAGCGGAAACGAGUGGCAUUGACCUGGCAUUACCGCCGGUCUGACCCGGAAUACGGAAAAUUUCAGGCCCAGGAGUGCCGAAAGGCACUGGAAGACACUGUGGCCAAGAAGUGGGACGUUGAGGUCAUGGCGGGCAAAGCCAACCUGGAGGUUCGGCCCACAUUUGUCAACAAGGGUUUCAUCGCUACGCGGCUGGUGAAUGAAUACGGCACAGAGCCUGGGAAAGCGCCCGAGUUCAUUCUGUGCUUAGGGGAUGAUUUUACGGAUGAAGACAUGUUCCGUGCGCUUCAGAAGUUCGAUCUGCCGCAAGACCACGUCUAUUCAGUGACAGUGGGUGCCAGCUCGAAACAAACGGAUGCUAACUGGCACUUGCUGGAACCAGCCGACGUGAUCAACACUAUUCAGAUGCUUAACCAGAGUUCCAAUCAGGACCAUUGA
Molecule: messenger RNA, 2844 nt
Organism: Penicillium pulvis
Lineage: Eukaryota; Fungi; Ascomycota; Eurotiomycetes; Eurotiales; Aspergillaceae
Gene: orlA
Product: putative alpha,alpha-trehalose-phosphate synthase subunit Tps2
Exons: 3
Coding region: 1-2844 (947 amino acids)
Biological process (GO): trehalose biosynthetic process; fungal-type cell wall organization; cellular response to heat
Cellular component (GO): cytosol; alpha,alpha-trehalose-phosphate synthase complex (UDP-forming)
Molecular function (GO): catalytic activity
Source: RefSeq, a predicted model, not a curated record